Messenger RNA from Selaginella moellendorffii, 1764 nucleotides. RefSeq names its product UDP-N-acetylmuramoylalanine--D-glutamate ligase. The record is from RefSeq and is a predicted model, not a curated record. Lineage: Eukaryota; Viridiplantae; Streptophyta; Lycopodiopsida; Selaginellales; Selaginellaceae. Gene Ontology annotation, cellular component: cytoplasm. The transcript has 15 exons. Gene Ontology annotation, biological process: cell division; biosynthetic process; regulation of cell shape. The coding region runs from base 1 to 1479 and encodes 492 amino acids. Gene Ontology annotation, molecular function: UDP-N-acetylmuramoylalanine-D-glutamate ligase activity; ATP binding.
AUGGCUACAGCGCCAGUGCUUUGCUGCGCGCCUAGCGCUCGGCUCGACCUCUCCGGCAAGCGCGUUGUGGUGGUUGGAUUGGGUUCCUCCGGCAGGGCUGCGAUCAGGCUUGCCCUGCUUCGUGGAGCCAGUGUCAUUGCCGUGGACAAGAAUGACAAGCUUGCGCCUCUCAAGGAAGAUCCUGCAUUCCAUGGCUAUGAAAUGGAUCGGGUCAGCACCGAGCUCGGUCCUCAUCAACUGGAAACGUUCCUCAGUGCUUCCAGAAUUGUUGUCUCGCCAGGAGUUCCACUUAGCGAGCCCAUUCUCGCCUAUGCCAUGGACUCGGGCAUUCCAACGAUCUCGGAGCUCGGAUUUGCUGCUGAAGCGUUCCCGAAAGCUGUGAAAAUUGCUGCUGUGACAGGCACCAACGGAAAAUCUACGGUCACGACCUUUACUGGUCAGAUUUUGCAGCAAGCUGGAGUGCGGACUUUCGUAGGAGGAAAUCUCGGGACACCAUUCUCUGAUGCUGCGUGCGAGUGUUUUAUGUUUCCUUCCGACGAUCCUCCUUACCAGGCAGCGGUUUUAGAAGUUAGCAGCUAUCAACUGGAGCUUCCGGGAUCUUUUUCUCCGUCUGUUGGCGUGAUUCUUAACUUGUCGCCCGACCACUUGGAGCGCCACAAGAGCAUGGAAAACUAUGGCGAGACAAAGUGCCGGCUGUUUGAGCGUAUGGAUUCCUCGAAGUUAUCCAUCAUUCCUCAUGGGGACGAGUUCCUGAGAAAGGUUGCAUAUAAGUAUAACAGUGGCAGCACCAAAGCCUGGCUUGGAGCACUCCCUGGCGUUCAGCUUGAUAACCAGGCAAGGCGAGCCGUCGUGGUGGUUCCAACAACGAAAGCUGAAGCCCGAUUAUAUCUCAGUGGAUUGAAAGCUGUUGGUUCCCACAAUGCUCAGAAUGCUGCGACUGCUUCCUUGCUCUCUCUUGCGCUAGACCUUGGUGUCGACGAGCACAAACUACAGGCAGCGAUUGGACAACUCACACCUUUACCUCAUCGGAUGCAAAUUGUUGGACAAGACAAGAAAGGUGUUUUGUGGAUCAACGACAGCAAGGCCACGAAUGUGGAUGCAGCUUACACGGGCAUCAAAGGCCUCGCCGAUCGAAAAGCUGUUAUACUCCUCGGAGGUCUCGCAAAGGUCCUUGAUCAGGAUGGAAGCCUUGGAUUCAAGAAACUAAGCGAUCUCCUACAAAAUCACAGGGCCAUCGUCACAUUCGGUGCAUUUGGCAAACAGAUCGAGAAAGAGUUGAAGGAAGCCAACGUUUCAAUCCCAUGCUUCCGUUCCCUGACCAUGGAAGAUGCUGUAGCUAUAGCUGAGAAACUCUCCAAACAAGGAGAUAUUAUUCUUCUCAGCCCAGCUUGUGCCAGUUUUGACGAGUUUCGCAACUUUGAGCAUCGAGGGGAAGUGUUUGGACAGCUUGCAACUCGAUACAUAACAUCGACGACGUAAAGUUCAGUUCUUCUUCCUCACGGAUCCAAGUGCAUGUUUCUGGAUCGCGAAGCUGGCCUUGAUAAGCAUUGGACAAAUUUUCCCGAGAAAACUUUGUCAAUAUAUGGGAGUUCGAGUGGUCAUAUCUUCGCUCUAGCAAAGCUCAUGGCCAAAUGGCGACCAAGAACAAAGAAAUCGAAUCGUAUGCCUCGCUGCUAAAGUCUUGCGGAGAGUCGAGAGAUUUAGCCGAGGGAAAGAGCGUGGUUGUAUGCAUUGCCAAGAGCAAUAGGAGGAAUCUUUAUCUCA